AUGAAGUUCAGCGCACUCCUCAUCGCCAGCACGGCAUCUCUCGCCCUCGCCGUACCUACCGCUACCGUCCAGAAGCGUGCAGACUACUGCGGCCAAUGGGACAGCACCGUGACCGGUGACUACACCGUCUACAACAACCUCUGGGGCCAAGCCGACGCCACAUCCGGUUCUCAAUGCACCGGCGUUGAUGGUCUCAGUGGCAAGACCCUCAAGUGGCACACUUCAUGGUCCUGGACUGGCGGCCCCGGACACGUUAAGUCCUACGCAAACGUCGUGACAAAAAUUACCCAGAAGGCUCUCUCAUCCAUCAAAUCCCUCCCUUCAGUCUGGAAAUGGUCUUACGCCGGCGAUGACCUCAUCGCAAACGUCUCCUACGACCUGUUCACCUCCUCCAAAGCUGGCGGUGACCCCGAGUACGAGAUCAUGAUCUGGGUCGGUGCUCUCGGAGGCGCUGGUCCCAUUUCCGCCACGGGCAGCCCCAUUGCUACCGUGACCCUGGCUGGCAACAGCUGGAAGUUGUACAACGGCAAGAACGGCCAGAUGAAUGUGUUCAGCUUUGUUGCUGAGAAGCAGAUUAACAGCUUCAAUGGCGAUUUGAUGGAGUUUGUCAAGGAGGUUACUGGCAAGCAUGGUAUGCCCAGCAGCCAGAUCUUGACAAGUGUGGGAGCUGGCACUGAGCCUUUCUCUGGUAGCAAGGCGAAGCUCAGUGUUACCGAGUACAGCUUGAGCAUGAGCUAG
Molecule: messenger RNA, 738 nt
Organism: Alternaria incomplexa
Lineage: Eukaryota; Fungi; Ascomycota; Dothideomycetes; Pleosporales; Pleosporaceae
Exons: 2
Coding region: 1-738 (245 amino acids)
Biological process (GO): polysaccharide catabolic process
Molecular function (GO): cellulase activity
Source: RefSeq, a predicted model, not a curated record